Messenger RNA from Caenorhabditis remanei, 801 nucleotides. RefSeq lists its product as uncharacterized. Gene Ontology annotation, molecular function: olfactory receptor activity; G protein-coupled receptor activity. Gene Ontology annotation, cellular component: membrane. The transcript is spliced from 5 exons. The record is from RefSeq and is a predicted model, not a curated record. Bases 1 to 801 code for a protein of 266 amino acids. Lineage: Eukaryota; Metazoa; Nematoda; Chromadorea; Rhabditida; Rhabditidae. Gene Ontology annotation, biological process: sensory perception of chemical stimulus; detection of chemical stimulus involved in sensory perception.
AUGGCUACUGUGGAAGAUGAACAAUUCGAGCAGAAGGCCUACUCGUACCCCACUUUUACCGCCGCAUUCCAACGACAGCAGACGUACGAAAACAUGUUGUGUGCUUCAGAAAUUCAAGUUGAAAUAUACACAUCUCCAGUUCAACUCAUCUAUGCAUGCUUUCAAACUAUUCUAUUUCUGGCAACAAUCAUCGGAUCCCUAUUAGCAAUAAUUGAACUUUCGAAGAAAACAACGAUUCCAGAUUCAACGAGAGUUCUUUUAGUGGGAAGUUUGUUCUUUGCCAAUGCCCAUGAACUCGCGUAUUUCAGUUCUCCAUUAAAAGUAUUUCAAAUGAGUCUAUUUCAUUCGAAUUCUUCGUGUUAUCCAUUAGCAAGUACAUUAGAAUGUAUUCCAACAACAACUGUUCUUUCUAUGGGAAUUUCUGGAAAUAUGUUGAUUCAAUCUGCACUGAGCGUUGAUCGAUGUCGAUUCGAUGUUCAGCAGAGAUACUUGACAUCUGAAACACUGAAGACAACACAAACUAUUUGUUAUCUUUCAAUCGCUCAGUUCUUAGCAAUGUUUUUGUAUUCUGGAGGAGUACUUCUGAUGCGGAAAAAUCAGAAAAACAUUCCACCUAUAGUAUAUACCAAUGUGAUUGUUUGGGUUUACGCUCCUCCGUACGCUUGUGUUUCUCUCGCUCCUCUUAUUUUGUACUCACUUUGGAAUCUGAAGAAACAACGUCAAAUCCGAAUUCAAUCGAUUACAGUUCAGAAAGAAACUCAAGAUGAUCAUAUGCGAAAACUUCAAAUUUCUUGGGGAUGA